AUGGUUCAUGAGGAGGACACACUCAGAGGUAUGGAGCACGCCCUAGAGGAAGUUCACCAGGAACUCGAUCGCUUCCGCACUGAGCAGCAAGUGCAGCUGGCAGACACCAUGGGCGCGAAGGUGCGCGCACAGAUGGAGUUUGCUGGUGCAGAGGCUCGGGAGAAGGCUCUUCAAGUGGAGGCAGCACAAGAGUACCGCCAGCGGGAGGGACUGCGCAGCUUGCUGCUGGCAGAAGAGAGCCGCUGCGAUGCGCAAGAGAGACGUGUGCGGCGCCUGGUGGACGAGCUUGGUGAUCGAGAAGUGCAAAUGAGAAAUGUGCAAGAGUUGCAGGAGGAGCUCCAUGUGUUGCAAAGCAAACUGCAACUCUCGGAAGUGCAAGCAAGGGGGCACUUGCAUGCGGAGAAUCAGGUGCAGACGCUUCAAAAGAAGUUGCUGGACGCUCGUGUGCAAUGCCAGGCAUCUGAAGAGGAACUGUUGAAGUGCCAUCAGCGGUUUGAGGAGGAAGAGCAGGCGCUUCGGCAGCUGGAAGCGGCCAAGAAAUGGCACAUGGAGUCGGCCGAGGAGGCACGAGAGGCCUUGGAGAAACUCCAAACAAAGAGCCAACGCUUGGAACUGGAGGCCACCUUUCAAGCUCGACGAAUGACCCAUGAAGAAGAAGCUCUCAGAGGUAUGGAGCACGUCCUGGAAGAAGUGAAUCAGGAACUUGGUCACCUUCGCAGCGAGCAGCGCGUGCAUCUUGAGAUGAGCCAGAUCCGCGCUUCUCCCCGUGCAUCACCGACCUUCCAGGAAGAGCCUCUCACGUUCCAGACGGCGAGAGCACGCUUCGAAGCCCCAUCGGCCGAAAGGUCAGAGCAGCGUUUGCAGAAAUUUCCAGAUGAGCUCAAAAGUCCCACCAGCGAAGGAAAGGCCUUGGAGGACCGUGACCAGAAGGUGAGCACAGCUGCUUUUGAAGCCAAGACGAUGAAGCUUGAAGCUUCUGUCGCCCGAUUGAGGGACAGUCUGGAAAGUGCAACUGCCGCACAGAGAGAGGAGCAAGAGAAGGUCUCCCACCAAGAGCUUGCAACGCGGCACUUCGAAACUGCCCUUCAACGACAAAUUCAAAGGAGCGAGGAGCUGUGUCUGGAAAAUGCGAACUUGCGUGCCGAGACCCAAGAGCUUGAAAUGAGAUGUCGAGGACACGAUGAAAAGUCGGCGCAAACGUUGCAUGGUGCGCUGAGCAUUGAAAAGCAGCUCCUUGCUGUGCGUGCCAAGCACGGACACCUGCAGGACGCAUAUCAAGAGCAGCGCAGCUUGAGAGCAAGGGAAGCAGAAGAAGGGCAGCGACGGCGUCACGUGAGCGAAAGUGUCGUCGAUGCGCUGAAGGAGGAACUAUUUCAACUGCGAGAAGAGGCUGCUGCUGAACGAGCUGUCCGGGAAGAAGCUGACCACAUUCAAGAAGAGGUGGAGGAAAAGCUCAAGCGAUUGCACUCUGAAGAGCUCCAAGGCUUCCACUCUGAGCAGAAGGCUUUGCGUGCUGCCUUGCAGUUGCAACGCCGGAACUCCACUCAAGCAUUGGAAGCACAACGCUGGGCACUGCGCCGGGAGAAGCAGCUUCGCAAGCAGCGCUAUGCGCUGCUCUCCGCCGCGUCCGAGGAGAUGCGAGGGCAACUCAUGCGCCUCAAGGCGGCCACCGAGGAAGCUGCUGAGGCUGAUGUCGCGGUGGAGGAUCAAGACGACUUGGUUGCCGAAGAGCUUGAGCGGGUGAAGCUGGAUCAGCAGGCACUCUCAGAGUCAAGAGCUUUGGAGAACAAGACACUCACAGAGCUGGAAGAAGUGCGACAGCAACUCAAGGACGAGCGGCGGACACCCACUCCGAAUGCUGAACGGAUCACAGAGCUAGUGGAGGUUGAGCAGAAAUUGAACGAUGAGAUGGAACAGAUCGAGGCAGCAGUUGCAGAGCACAAGAGGAAGUACCAGGAAGACCACAAGAAGUUGGAAGAGGCUCACGCGGAGGAGCGGGCCUCUCGGGAACGAGCUGAGCAAUACCAUCAGCAAGUGGCGGCCGAGACCCAACUCUUGGCCGUGGAUUUGUUGAAACUCCAGGGCGCCUUUGAAGCGGAUGGCGAGAGUGAGUCCAACUUCUCACAAAGUUCCAAGAUGAAAGAAGGCCGUGCACUGGUUGAAGCAUCCAGCGAGGAGGAGGGAGAGGAGGAGGCAGAGGAGGAAACCUUCGAUUCUUGGGAGGCACAUUAA
Molecule: messenger RNA, 2232 nt
Organism: Durusdinium trenchii
Lineage: Eukaryota; Dinophyceae; Suessiales; Symbiodiniaceae
Source: the annotation of a GenBank genome assembly